CUGAACAGUGCAGUGCUGAGUGUGAGUGUGAGUGUGAGUGUGAGGCGGCCGAGUCUCCGGGCUUUGCCGACCUCAGUCGAGCCUCUCCGAGAGCUGCAGACGACGCAUCCUGAGCGUCUUCCAAAUGUGCAGCCUCAGUCCUGAAGCGGCUUUCUCGGGAGGCGAGGUCGACAAGGAGGUGGAGACGAAGGCGAGGACGGAAAACGCUCGGACGGCAGAAUCUGCGCACCCCGGCCAGCUCAUCCUCCUCCUCUUCGUUAAUGCACGGCCCCGCGCUGCGGUCACGGACUAACAUGGACAGCCUCAGAGUUCUGGGCUUCAGCAUGCUGCUGUGUUUGGGCCAAUCAGCUUAUUCCAAGACUGUGAAUGAUGAGACUGUGUUCCUGGGUGAGGAUUACCACAUCCCGUUGCCAGUAGGCGGGGCUGAGGUGGUGUUUAAGCCCAUGGUUGGCCCUGCAGGCCGCGAGCUGAUGCUGAUGAAGGGCGGAGCGGUGGUGAACCCUCGGGUCAAGCUGAGCCAGGCCUCAAAUCAUUUGAUCCUGGAGAAUGUUGGAGAGACUGACGAGGGGGUCUACAUCGUUAAGUCCAACGAAGAUCCUCAAAACGUCAAGCGCUUGAAGAUCAUCGUCAGAGACUGCACCGUCGAGGACAACGUGAAGUAUGGAGGUCAUUUCCGCAUCUCCCUGUUGGGAGUAUCCGCCCCCGUGGGGGUGGGCUUUCGACCCAGAGCUAUUGAGGCCAAUCAGACGUCUCAGCCGGCCCUCGAUCUCCUGAAAGAGGGCGAAAGCUUCCAGGCAGGGUACGAGAACCGCCUCAGCAUUACUGAGGAACGUCUCCUCCUGCAUGGCGUCACUGGCGCUGACGAGGGAAGCUACACCAUUUCCGACGCCGGUGGGAAAGUGACCAAGAAAAUCUGUCUUAAUGUGAAAGAGCAUCAGAACUUUGCCGACGUGCCGUACGGGGGCACCUUUAAAUUUAAUCUACACUUAAACAGCUCCUCUGCCCAUGUGGUCUACUUCGAGGACUCCAGUCCGUCCGCCCGCUCAUGGGUUAUCAUGGAGAGGGGCGAGCUGACCUUGCCUCCUGAGCGGGACAUGGAGGGCCGCUUCACUUUAGAGGACUCGAUGUGUGUCCUAGAGCAAGUGAAGGCCAGUGAUGGGGGACUAUAUCGAGUCACUGAUCUGCAGGGCUUCGUGGUUUCCAACGUUCAUCUGGAGGUGCAAGCGUACAGGCUGCCUACGGUCAUUGUGGCGGUCAUUUCUCUGGUGGCCUUGACGGUGGUGCUGCUGCUUGUGUGUUUGGUGUCAUGUUUGGUGAAAGUGCGCAGAAGGGCUCAAAAAGCUCAAGCCAUAGAGAAGAUUGCCCAGAAUGCUGGCAAAGAGGAAGGAGACACUUUCAGACAGGUGGUGCAGGACGCCUUCACCCGUCACAAUGAGGAGGCUCCAGCUCUGUCACAGAAAGAAGAUAUUACAGAGAAAUCCCAGAGCACUGAAGUCAGCAUUAAGGGUCUGGAAGUGUCUGCUAAAGACACAAGCAUCCAUGAAAAGAACCUGGAGACUAGCGACUCUGGAGUGGGUUUCAACACAGCCGGUCUUCCAUUGGAUAGCGACACUGAGGCACCAACAGCACCCAUUACAGAGACCGCUGACACUAAACCUACUGCCAAUCUAGUCCCAGAGCCAAAACCUACCACUGAGACAAAGCCAGCAUCUGAGAAAAAGGCUCCGGCACCUGCCGCUCCAAAACCAGAACCAACUCCUGAACCCAAACCUACUGCAACACCAACACAUGAACCAAAAAUGACCAUCUCACCUACUCCUGAAUCAAAACCAACCUUAAGUCCAUCUCCAGAACCGAAGCUGGCUGUGACGCCCGAUGUGAAACAAGCUGUCAGCCCAACUCCUGAAAGCAAGCCAGCACUGGAAGUCAAAGCAACACCCACUCCAGAAGCCAAACAAAGUCCUGAACCUCCGAAAGCUGUGACACCAACACCUGACUCAAAACCAGCAGUCACUCCAACGAAAACCCCAGUCUCUCCAACUCCUGAUCUUACACCAACCAAACCAGCUACGUCCGGUCCCACACCUGCUGUGAGCCCAACACCAGAACCCAAACCAGCAGCCAUUACUCCUUCCCCUGAUGUCAAGCCUGCACUAUCUCCAUCUCCAGACCCUAAGCCUGCUGUGUCACCUACCCCAAUGCCAACCACCAACGGAACCCUCGAGCCCAAGCCAGAUAUAAGAUCUUCUGAGCCAAGCGCAACCCUGGAUCUGAAAGGCACUGAACCGUCCAAAUUAGCCUCUCCAAAAACCCCAGACAAAAGCUCAGUAAAAACCCCGGGGGUCAUCUCUACCGGAAGUCCAGCUACAGAGGCCAAGCCCAGUGAUGGAGCUCCUGCACCAGGCCAGGAGGAAACUUCCACCACCUGAGGUCAAACCAAUUGCCUCCAGAUUUCUGCUCCCUCCAAUGUCCUUAACAUCGCUGACAAUCGAGGAUAUCUUCUCUAACAACAAGCAAGAAUUCAUUGACUUAUUAUGAAGGAGGGCCUUUUUAGCGUUUCAAGUUUCACUCUUAAUACGUAACUAACAAAACAGUGACAAUAAUUCACUGUAGAUUCACCCGAUUUAUUACUAUUUAAUCACUUUGUAACACUGCUACCAUAACAAAUAUCAAACACAGAGACACACCACUACUUUGAUUGUCUAUUUGGUGCAGCCUGAGAAAGUCUGCGUCCAAUCAAAAAAACUAGAUGUACAAAUGCAACAUUCCUAUCAUACUUAAAUGCGACGCCACUGCAUGCAAAUAUUAAGAGAAUGAACUAACUGCAUUAGACCUUUCCGUAUUCAGAGAUUGCAGUAAUGGAUGGACGCUGGAGUGAGUCACAGUAAAUACACCAACAUAAAGCAGUUUUACACCCCGUCCCAGUUUAUUACUGACGCUCCACAAAGAUUUUAACUCUAUAAUAUACAUUUUAAUUCUAAAAAAAUCAACAUAUUAUAUUAUAGACAAAGUCUAUAAUUAUAGACCAAUAGACAAAGUCACCUAAACCUAUGUCAUAUUAAUAAAAAAAAUCAUUUUAUUUACUAUGUGGAAACUAUGUGGAAUCUGAUGAACACCUACAAUCACCAAAUACAAUACGCUGCAACCUUUCCUGGAUUACUCCCUGACUUUCUCCAUUUGGAACACUCUGGAGCCUUUUGUUUUUGGAGGAACUCUGCUGGAACAUUUCCAGUCCAAAUUACGCCAAGAAAGAAACGUUUUUCAUGGAUGUCCUCCCCAAACACUUGAACAAAGCCUUACAACACUGGACCUAUUUGAGCUAGUCUAACAACAAGAGAAUUUCAGUAGUCGUAGGCCAAUGUUCCUAGCGUUCCCAUACAGCCACUUCCUAUAUUCCUGUACAUGUAUUCUCAGUAAUAUAGGCCAAAGAAUUUUCAACAUGUAGAUCUAACUGGCAUGAUCUGUUAUAGUAACCAUUUAUGGGUGCCUGUUCUUUCUUCAAAUUGAUUUGCUGCCUCGCUGAAUUCUGUAGCAUGUUCUACGAGGAACUCCAGAUGCUUCUAGGCUGAGACAGGGUAAGUGUGCUGACGCAGGACCGGUUUUCAGUUUUCUUACCCAAAUUGAAUGCAGUUGUUGGGAUGGGGAUCUGAUCCUACAUCAGCAUUCUCGCUCUGAGAUUCUUAAAGACACAGACGUCAUAUUUUGUAGUCGGCGGCAUGCCCACAUAAGGAAUUCCGGGUCUAAGCCAAUGGGGAAAAAUGAACGUAAUUGAAAAUCGCAGGGAAACAAAGUGGUCUAUACAUUUUGUCCUUUGUAUACCGGAUCCUCCGAAUUACAGGGUUGUUAAACAUUUGCUGCAAGUCCAGUACUGAACUUUUACAACACCAGCUACUCAAACUGUAGGUGACUAUUGCCAAAACUGCUGGUUUGCUUGGGGUAUUUAAAUAUAUAUAUAUGUCAGUUACACUGUGUGCUACAGUGGUAGCUUGCAUCAUGUAGCAAUAUUCACAUUUUAACUGCAUCAUGACCUCUUACUUCAGAGGAAAAUACAGUGGUACAAAACGUAUCAUCAUUUUCUCUUCAUGUGCCCGCUGCAAAUUUCUAGAAUGCCCUUAUGGAAAAAAUCUUGGACCUGGCGUUCCUUAUAUGGGCAUUUUGCUGAAAUAUUGACCGAUUCAUUAAUAAUAAGACUGGCUUUUCUUGGAGAAACUUUCAUGUAGCUGUCUAAAUAUGCUCCUUCACUUCACGUGAAACCUUGGUUAUCCUAAUCUUGCCAAACGAUCAAAUUGCCGCUAACUAGCUAGCUAGCUAAGCUAAACGUGCCGCAGCAAAUAAGCAACAUUAUUUCAGUUCAGCUCACUAGCUGGUCAACCUAACUGUUUCCCUGCUAGAGAGCAGCAUUAUCUCAGUUGAAAUGAUAUCAUUUGACUUGGGACUUCAGUUAAAACCUGAGUUGCCCUACAGUUGCUUCAACGUUAAUGUUAGCUAGCUAGCCAGCUAACAUGACGACUGCUUGUUCCAGUGUUUGUUCUGCUUUGUUUUCACAAUUUCGGCCUAGCUAGGUUCAUUUUCUCUUCAUGUGCCCAUUAUAAUCUUCAAGAAUGCCCUUAUGAAAAAAAGUCUUGGACCUGGCGUUCCUCAUAAAGCCAUUUUGCUGAAAAAUUGACCGAUUCAUUAAUAAUAAGACUGGCUUUUCUUGGAGAAACUUUCAUGUAGCUGUACUUGCCUAAAAUAUGCUCCUUCAAUUCGCGUGAAACCUUAGGUACCAUCCUAAUCUUGCCAAACGAUCAAACUGCCGUUAACUAGCUAGCUAGUUAGGCUAAGCUUGCGCCAGCAAAUCAGCAAAUUUAGCUCAGUAGCUGGUCAACCUAACUGUUUCCCUGCUAGAGAGCAGCAUUAUCUCAGUUGAAAUGAUAUCAUUUGACUUGGUACUUCACUUAAAACCUGAGUUGCCCUACAGUUGCUUCAACGUUAAUGUUAGCUAGCUAGCCAGCUAACAUGACGACUGCUUGUUCCAGUGUUUGUUCUGCUUUGUUUUCACAAUUUCGGCCUAGCUAGGUUCAUUUUCUCUUCGCUUGACAACCUAUACAUUGUCACGCGGUGGAGAUUCCACGUAAAGCUGGAUUCAGGAGUCGAGUCGGGUUUCAUCAUCAGUUGUCAAAGUCAGUUUACUGAGACUCUGGGUGCCUCUUGCAGAACCUGAACACCACUGCCCUUUUGCUACUGCACCAACGGUUUUGGAAACUGCUGUCUGUGACCUGCUAAUGUCGGCUUUUCUUCUAUUUAAAGGUUGUGCAUGGUAGCUAGUCUUGUCCUUCAAAUGUGGGGGGGAGGGGGGGGGUGUACCUACAGUAUAGGAGAUCCAGUUUUAGCACUAGGUAGAAUUUGCUAAUGCAGAAGAAAACCUCUACCUCGCGUUGUGAGUCAACCCUAACCAACCGAGAAUGGUACAUUCACUGUAGUGCACUGAUAAAAAGGGACUUUGUAGGCUUUUCUGGUUAAAGCACAACAUUUUAUCCUCUAAUGAGUGAAGCUUUACAGAAUUUUUCAGACCACCUCCUAUCCUCCUAGGCCUCCCUGACCACUCCCUUCCCAUGUCUCAAAUGGCCUUGUUCUUUCUAAGUCUUUUACACCGGUUUUAAUACUAGUAGUCUAAAAGAAAUGUAAAAGCCAUAAGGUGUAGUACAUGUAGUGUAAUAACAGAUAAUACUCAAUGUAAAUAGCAUGUGAUUAUUAUACACAAUUAUUAUUAACCAUUAGCUAACUUCCCUUGAAUGGGCGCUGUUAUAAGAUUCUGCAUACAUAGAUAUUAACUGUAGUCGCAGCGGAAAUGACCAGUAGUACCUAAUGAAGCUUUUAGUCACAGAUGCUUUGAAAAUGUCUCUUUCUGACCCAAAUCACGUAGCUGAUGAAUCUUUUUACUCCCCAAGCAAGCAGCCGAGUGUCAAGAUCAAGAUCUUUUUAAGCAAUACUGAGUGCAAAGCCUAUGCACACAUACACACACACACACACACACACACACACACACAGACACACACACGGCCCUUUUACUUACUAGUUGUAGCAUUAAUAAAGGCAGGGGUUCCCACAAUGAAGAGUUCACACAAAGCAUAAAAAUAAUUAGGGGAAAUUAUAUGAAAGAAAUUAUCGUUUCGCAUCCGCUUCAGUAACUCUAUAUUAAUCUAAACUGGUCCCAUUUUAUUCAGUGUUUUCUCCUGCAAAUCUGCCCCAGGUCAGCGGUAUCUUAGGACCUGUGAGCCGCUAGAGGGGCCUGCAAGUACAGCCGUGUGAAGAAUUAAGCAUACCCAUGAAGUGUUUCUGGAUAUAUCAGUAUUUGAUCUUCAGUUAAACAGCAUGUUUGGAUAAACGGUAUGCAGAAGAUAUGCAUAGAGCAAAAAAACAAACAAAAAAAACCCAGGAAAUUUGGCUUUUCAAUCAUUUAUUUAAAAAAGUAACAGAUGUGAUUUUUAUCUGUUGAAAAAGUAAGUUCACUCCUGGCUUCAGUCGCUGGUACUGCUAAACUUUUGCCUAUUCUUUCAAGUCUUUCAACUGUGCUAUUUUUGAGGGGUUUGUUGUAUGUAAUAAUAAUAAUAAUAAUAAUAAUAAUAUGCCCAUAUGGACAGGUAUACACAGCCCCUUUCAACCAGCAUUUCAAUGAGGUUCAGAUGUGGGCUUUGACUAGGCCAUUCUAUAACUCCCCAUUCCUUCCUUUUCGAGCUUUUCUUUCAUGGAUUUACUUGCAUGUUUGGGAUCGUUAUCCUGUUGAAAGGUCUGCUUCUCCAGCUUCAGCUUUUCUUUUUUCUUUACAGAUGGUCUCAUGUUCUCCAUAGGCACUCUCUGGUGUGAAAGAGAAUUCAUAGCUGAUUCUAUGAUUCUAUGAUCCAGGCCCUGAGGCAGCAAAGCAUGUUAAUUCUAAGCUAUAUCACCUUUAUCUACCAACUCUUUUCAAAAGAAGAUCUGAUAUCUGUAUCUCCACCAUGGGGUGUACUUCACGUGACUGCAUGUAGGAGUUUUUUAAACACUGAUUUUAACUUUCCUGAUUGAAAUGAAUGAAGUAUUAUGUUGUUCUUCAUUCGUGCGCACAGUAUAUCAUGCUUGGUGUGGGUGGAGGCAAGCAGGACAUUGCUUAGGGCCCCCAACUGUUAAGAAAUGACCUAGAAUGCAUUAUUCCAGAGGCAGUGAUGUGUGGCCCUGCGUGCUGUAUAAUUCAUGAAGCAACGAAAGGACACUUAUACAAGAGGGUUAAGGCAUGAACGGUACGUCUGGCUGGGCCUUCAGUCCUCGUAAGAAAGGGUCAGUGACACGAAAACAUUUGUGAACCCCUUCCUUGUGAGGUGACUAUAGGAGAGGUCAAUAUGCAUACAAAAUAUUUCUUUCCAAGCAAUAAGGUGUCCAGAUAAAUAUGUCCCAAACUGAAGCCCAUUUCAUACACCGUUUUAUUCGCAAACAUAUCCAUACCCAAAGAGUCAGGCUACUGUGCUACUGUGCCCCUGGGCCAGGUGAAGGUCGAAGGGGUCAUACCACAGGAAAAAAACAAAACGCUUGCUUUAAUGAGACAGAAGGGUUUGAUAUAGUAUAUAAGCAUUGUUUCAAAACGUACUGGUCACUCUCCAGUCCAUGCAUUAAAUAUAAGGACUCUACACUGCAGCCCAACGCAUUAUAAACACAUACAUAUAACCUGCUUACAGCAAUUUAGUCAUUCAGAGUGGUUUGUUCUGAAAUGCCCUGUUCUAGAGGAAACAAGUCACAGUGGUGGUGAUAGGAACCAGACGUUUGUCUCUACGAGCUACAUCACGGUCCCUCUUUAAAAACUACUAAGCCUUAAAAUGACCUAUGUUUUAGUUUAAGCACUUCUCUUACGAUGGGCCAGCAUGCUCAAACAACCCCACAAGGAGAGACGCACGGCUGAGAACAUCACAUCACAGUGUGAGCAGGUGCUAUUUCACGACAGAUUUGUUACAGGAUCGGAAUCGCAUUCGUUCCUUUUUCCCCCUGUCAUUUGAAUCAGCGCAGUGCUGGGCUUGAAGUCUUCCCAGCUUGGUAGUAUCAUGUGAUUUGUAUGAUUGGGGAAGACCUAGCUAGCAGAUGCGGAUUAGAAGAUGACUGUUUUUGGGUCUAAAGACACAUGAUAACAGUGGACUGGCUCAGGGGCACAGUUAGUAAAGCAGGACAGUGGCCCGUUCUUUUCUAACCCAAACCUCUUAACGUGUGGCCUAGAGCGCAAACCACAAAGCAGAUAUUAACCUUUUAAGUGACAGAUUUGUGUGAUUAAACUGCGGACGCACUGAUCUCAUCUGUAAACCUGCUGUCACGGUCAAACGCUUAGCUGCGAUAUGUAAUGGCAACCAAUUCAGUCGUGCAAUAUAUCGACAUCGUUAUUACUGGCUGCAUUUGCUAAAAGACCCUCUGCACAUUGCUAGUACAUGCAUCCCUUUUGUACAACCAGUGCUGUUUGUUUAGUGUUAAAUGUGCACAAUGAUUCACAUUAUCUCUGUGUACUGUGUGUGCAGUGAGUGUUAAGUGUGGGGGUACUGAUGUCUUAUGAUGUGCGUUCAUUGUUGGCACCAAGCAUCUGCAUUCGAUUGUGUUCGUGAAGGUGUGUGUGUGUGUGUGUGUAUGGGUUCUGUGUUUACAAUAAGAAUACCUGGGAUAAAUGAUGUAUGUUGAGCUCCA
Molecule: messenger RNA, 8673 nt
Organism: Pygocentrus nattereri (red-bellied piranha)
Lineage: Eukaryota; Metazoa; Chordata; Actinopteri; Characiformes; Serrasalmidae
Exons: 9
Coding region: 261-2429 (722 amino acids)
Source: RefSeq, a predicted model, not a curated record